AUGGCGUUCCAGCCAACCCCAAUGGAUGUGUCCGUCAUCAUCACCAAUGCGGCCUUGGGCAAGUCUGGGAGCUCCGAGCCCAGGUUCUUGACUGAGCGCCGAAUCACCCCAACCUGGACUAUCAUGCAGGUCAAGGGAAAGCUGGAGACCAUGACAGGUAUCCCACCCGGGAGCCAGCGUUUGCGGGUGAAGGUUCCUGGCCGACCUGAUCAAUGGGCCGAUAGAGAUGACCAGCUGAUUGGGGACUAUGGAUUAGUCAAAGGGACAGAAAUCGAGGUGAACGACAGUCGUCCCCCAACCAUGCGGGCCAAUUUCACCGAUUUGUCUAAUGUGGAGAAAUAUGUGCUGCCCACUGAUGCCUACGAGGCUCGCUCCGACUCCGUCCUAGCCUGGAAGAAGAACCAGAAGCUGGGGCGAUUCGACCCGAACGCUCUAUCGCCCGAAGAGUCCCUGCGCCACCAGGUGGAGAAAGACCAGACAGAGAUUCAAAAGCGAGACAUUGAGGUCUCGCGGCGGGCAAUUGUCUUGCCGUCGUCCCCACCGCACAUUCGUCGCGGAACAAUCCGCUUCGUGGGACCUGUUCCCAAGAUUCCAGUAACGGGCCCGGGCCGUGAGUUGCAACAAAGUGCGGACCUCCCUGCAGACCUUCAACCCAUCUGGGUUGGGAUUGAAUUGGACGAGCCGAUGGGCAAGAAUGAUGGGAGUGUGGGUGGCCAGCGCUUCUUCGAGUGCCUCAGCAACAAAGGUGUCUUUGUGAAGCCCGAGAAGGUCGAAGUUGGAGACUUCGCUCCCCUAGGACUAGACGAUGACCUGGAUGACUUGAUGGAAGAGAUCUGA
Molecule: messenger RNA, 837 nt
Organism: Penicillium olsonii
Lineage: Eukaryota; Fungi; Ascomycota; Eurotiomycetes; Eurotiales; Aspergillaceae
Source: the annotation of a GenBank genome assembly